CAGACGGUUUAUUUGAAAAUAAAAAUGGGUGCCGGUCAAAUUGGAGGGAUAGCGACUAUGCUGGAUAUAGAUUUCAACAAUGCGGCAGGCUUUCAAGGUGUGCCUGCUAAAGUGACUGAAGGACAAUUCGUAGUGCAUUAUUUGUCGCACGCAAUGCUGUUUUGUGUGGGAGCGCUGAUAGAAGCACAUGUCGUACUCACUCCAGCGAUUUGUGUGUUCGGUGAGAGGUAUAAAUUUCAAAUAUUCGCCGGAACGCAUAAGUUUCUGGAAAACACUGGAACGGGAAGGACAGUCCAGCAUCUUUGCAUUCACAAAGGCUACAAUCACACACUACGGUGGCAAGCCUGUUCCACGGAUAACCUGGCACUAUUGGUCUUGAAUCAGCAGUUUUCCUUUCACAAACGAGAACCCCACACAGAUUUCAUAAUAAAUAGGGUUCGGUACGGAAUAGUCAGUGAUCUAAAUAAACGAAUUGGGGAUACCUCAUGUCGGUUUUACGGCUGGGGAAGCAGACGCAAUGGAUAUCUAAUACCAUUACUCAUUCACUUGUAUCGCGUGGACGUUACUAUAGUAGACGGAGUACACUGCCCGAGUAUGUGGGAUUAUGAAGAUAAAUAUCUUUGCAUUAAACAGCCCAAAUGUAAGUCUGAAAAGCACGGAGCGUUGUGUCCAGAUGACCUAGGAUCUGUGUUGGUGUGUUCUGGCUACAUACAGGGUAUGAUGACGUCACGCCUCAUAGACCGGCCUUGUGGCGUCGGCUUCGUAGACCUCAGCCACUACAACAAGUUUCUGACGUGCGGCGUGGACGACUCCCGCGAUGUCAUCGACCAUGAGGACUUCAUGUCUAUAGACUACAAAACCGCUCCUACACCCUCUUUGAUAACCACUCCUCAUGAUAAUGUAACAACGGAAUCGUCGUUUUAGGUUUGGUUUCUUUGUAGUAUAUCAAUAGUGACGGAGCCCGUCUGGCGGUUGUAAUUUAGCCCUUCAGCACCUUUUGUAUCCAAGCCUUUCCUAUCCACGUCUUUUAGGGACCCGAUAUAAAUCAGCUCCAUAAAUAGUUUCACAUAAUCACUCUUAGAGCUAGAUUGUAGCUUUUAGCUUUUACCCUCUACGUCCUCAUUAUAGAUCCAUUACUUAAUGUCCAUUUCAAACAUGGCCCCGGAAUACAGGUCACUAUGGAGUGAUCAGUGACCUGUAUUCCUUGCCUGUUCUUUUUUUUAGUUUAUUAAGUAGAUAAGUAUUUUGUAUUGGUUGUAUUUUUAGGAAAUUCUUGAUUUUUCUUGGCUGAGAGUGAAAUUUUUAUUACACAUGAUGCAAGCGCGUUAAUGAGAUGACGUACGUCUACUCAGUUCUCUCCUAUUUUUUAUGUCAGCAGGGACAAAUUAUUUUUUCUGAAAUAGAAAAAUCUGAACUAAAAUUCUAAGACACGAAUAUCUAGGUACUGGUUUCUCGGUGUGUACUUACUUAAACUAUCGGAUGAGUGCGACAUAACUAGAUGUAUCAUGCUAAUUCGAUGGGGCCAGAUCUGAGAAGCCUUUACGAAUAUUGCAUUACAAUAAUUAUUGUUGUUACUAGCCAAUGGUGGAAAAUGUAUCAGAAAGUGUGUAAUGGUCACAUUACAGCUUUGAUUUUACGUCAGUUGACUAAUUCUGAAUUGUAAUUGAAAAUGAUUUACAACACUACAAGCAAAAAUAAUUAUUGUAACGGCUAAAACAUAAAAAACA
Messenger RNA from Pararge aegeria (speckled wood butterfly), 1727 nucleotides. RefSeq lists its product as uncharacterized. Gene Ontology annotation, molecular function: serine-type endopeptidase activity. The record is from RefSeq and is a predicted model, not a curated record. Gene Ontology annotation, biological process: proteolysis. Bases 25 to 924 code for a protein of 299 amino acids. The transcript is spliced from 7 exons. Lineage: Eukaryota; Metazoa; Arthropoda; Insecta; Lepidoptera; Nymphalidae.